AUGAUCAAGGACCUGGGUGGUCGCAUGGAGGCGAAGAAGGACGUGUCUGAAAUCCUCGUUGACAACAAUGUUGACUUGGCAAGCAUCGAGAGCAUGAUCUGGAGUCGCGCUCACACCGACCACGUUGGGCGCCCUUCUCUGUUUCCUCCGUCGACGUCCCUGGUUGUGGGACCGGGAAUCAAAAAGUCCUUCUACCCCGGUUGCCCAGCUGUCCAGAACUCUCCUGUCUUGGCUCGUGAGUUCAAAGGGCGUGAAGUCCGGGAGCUUGAAUUCAAUACCGGCUUGACCAUUGGUGGCUUUGACGCCCUCGACUACUUCGGCGACGAUCCGGACGAGACGCCUUUCUGCACGAUCCCGGAAACACCAUCGGGCCAGCCAAUACUCGCGCUAGGCCUUCAGCAGGCACGUGAUACUGUCAAGAAGGUUCAGAAAUUCGAUGCCGGCCCAGGCAUUUUUGUCAUCGCUGCCCACGAUGCAAGUCUCCAUGGCGUAGUGGACUUGUUUCCUCUGGAUGCGAGCAACUGGAAUGAGAAGGGAUGGAAACAGCAAGGGCAGUGGAAAUUUCUGCAUGACUUUGCCGGGUUACUGGAGACAGCUUAG
Messenger RNA from Diaporthe citri, 600 nucleotides. RefSeq lists its product as uncharacterized. NCBI's taxonomy places the organism in Eukaryota, Fungi, Ascomycota, Sordariomycetes, Diaporthales, Diaporthaceae. The coding region runs from base 1 to 600 and encodes 199 amino acids. The record is from RefSeq and is a predicted model, not a curated record. The transcript is spliced from 2 exons.